Myzus persicae (green peach aphid) is the source of this 2221-nucleotide messenger RNA. Its product is annotated as calnexin-like. Gene Ontology annotation, biological process: protein folding. Gene Ontology annotation, molecular function: calcium ion binding. Gene Ontology annotation, cellular component: endoplasmic reticulum membrane; endoplasmic reticulum. NCBI's taxonomy places the organism in Eukaryota, Metazoa, Arthropoda, Insecta, Hemiptera, Aphididae. Bases 175 to 1860 code for a protein of 561 amino acids. The record is from RefSeq and is a predicted model, not a curated record. The transcript is spliced from 10 exons.
UAUUUCUGUCUUGUCAUUUUCCGCUGCCGAAACCCCUGCCGCAGAUUACUGGAUUCGUGGUGUUACGUAGGUUUUCUCAUUAUCAUAGUACGAAUAUACGAUUUGAGUAUUUGACAUUUGACUAUUUGGGUGGAAAAUCUUCUUGUCUCUACGAGUGCUACCGUGUGAAUAUCAAUGGCCAAAAUUAAACUACUGGCAUGCAUAGCAGUGCUGGUCGUGCAUUUGGCAUUCGGCGAAGAACAAGCGCCGAGUGAUGUAAGCGUAGAAUCAGUGCCUUACACCACCCCAACUGCAAGUAAAGUAGGCGUGUACCUGGCCGAAGAUUUUGACAAUCCGUCAUUAUUGGAUAAAAAAUGGAUUAAAUCUAAUUCCAAGAAGCCAGAUGUUGAUGAGGAAUUAGCUCAAUAUGAUGGUAAAUGGAGUAUUGAGGAAUUAGAAAGAUUCCCACUGAAAGGUGACAGAGGUCUAGUUUUAGCAUCGGAGAGUCGUCAUGCUGCUAUUUCAUCAAAACUUGAUAAGCCGUUUAAGUUUGAUGGUGGAAAAACUCUAGUUAUUCAAUAUGAAGUAGCUUUUCAAAAGCCACAUACUUGUGGUGGAGCAUACUUAAAGUUGCUUACAGAUGGUCCUCAUAUUAAGGAUUUAACUCAGUUCAAUGAUAAAACUCCAUACUCGAUUAUGUUUGGCCCAGAUAAAUGUGGACCAACUUCCAAAGUGCAUUUUAUAAUUAGACAUAAAAAUCCUAAAAACAAUACAAUUACUGAAAAACACUGUUUAAAAUUAAAAACUGAAGAGACUGUAUUUACUGACCAUCAACCUCAUUUGUUUACCUUAGUUGUUAAACCAGACAACUCAUAUUCAUUCUUUUUAGACCAAGAAUUGCAAUAUGAAGGAGAUUUACUAUCAGAAGAUGAUUUUAAUCCACCAAUUAACCCACCAAAAGAAAUAGUUGAUAAGAACGAUGUAAAACCUGAAGAUUGGGAUGAAAGAAGUAAGAUUCCUGAUGAAAGUGCUGUUAAACCAGAUGAUUGGGAUGAAAGUGAACCUGAAAGUAUUCCUGAUGAAUCCUCAUCUAUGCCAGACGAUUGGUUGGAAGAAGAACCCACCCAUAUUCCUGAUACAGCAGCAGUUAAACCCACUGAUUGGGAUAAUGAAAUGGAUGGAGAAUGGGAACCACCUUUAAUUAAUAAUCCAAAAUGUGAAGAUCGUUCAGGUUGUGGACCUUGGUCAAGACCAUUAAUGAAAAAUCCAAAGUACAAAGGAAAAUGGAAGCAGCCAUUAAUAGACAAUCCAAACUAUCGUGGAAAGUGGACACCUCGACUUAUACAUAACCCUGAUUACUUUUAUGACAAAAAUCCACUUAAAUCUUCACCUAUUGGUGCUGUUGGUUUUGAAUUGUGGUCUAUUUCAGACAAAAUUUAUUUUGAUAAUGUCGUAAUAGCAGAUGAUGAGGUGCAUGCUGAAAAAUGGUCAGAAGUUACAUGGUCACUGAAAAAGAAGAAUGUAUCUCAUGAAUCGGAAAGUGUAUUUGGAGCUGUAAUUAGAUAUACCAAUGAAAACCCAUGGUUGUGGGCUGUGUAUGUAGUUGUUAUUGCAGUAACAGUUGUAUUAAUAGUUAUAACCUGCUGCACAUCAAAAGAAAAGUCUUCGUUAAAUGAAUCAAGUAAAAAAACUGAUGAGUCUGUACCUGACGUCGACCCAGAAGUAUCUGAUGAAGAACAGGAAGCUGACAUAAAAGAAGAUGAAGAAGUUGAUAGUAAAAGUGCUGAUGAUGAUGAAGAAAAUGUUGAUGUAGAGGCUGAUCAAACUAAUGAAGAUCAAGUACCAUCCUCUCCAAGAAAGCGCAGAACAAGAAAAGACUGAAUCUGCUUAUCACCUAUCUUCUUUCCCUGGUAGCGUCAUUUUGUUUGUAUUCCUACAAUUUGUGUAUUUUGUUUUAUUUUUUUUUUUAAAACAUAUUAGUCAUGAUAAUGUUAAAACCAAAAAAAAGUUGUAUUCAAAUAUUUAUUAUACAGGUCUCUGUAAUAAUUUUAUACUUGUGUUGUUAAAGAUACAACAAACACUUAUUGAAUUAUUAUAUUUUAAAACACUUUUGAUAGACUUGUGCAUUAAUUAAAUGUAUUGCUUUCAUGUUCAAUUAUAAUUUGUUUUAUACUAUAUAUAUUAUAUUAUAUAAAGGAAAUUAAUGUGUCUGAUUUUGAAAUAUAAUCUCAAAUGUGUUAAA